Molecule: messenger RNA, 1432 nt
Organism: Cotesia glomerata
Lineage: Eukaryota; Metazoa; Arthropoda; Insecta; Hymenoptera; Braconidae
Product: suppressor of Mek1-like
Exons: 3
Coding region: 413-1375 (320 amino acids)
Source: RefSeq, a predicted model, not a curated record
UAAAAAUAGUAUUGUUGAUUAUUGACGAUGCAAUAUUGUCGAUAGAAGCGUAAUUGGCUUAGACCAGUUACAGAUUAUUUCAUCACGUGGCCCUGGGUGAAAAUAGAUAUCCGCGUGUGUGUCAGAGUUAUACCGAUCGACCUGUCAUUCUAUGACCCAACGGUCAUCAGUGACAUUGUUAGAACAGUGAGCUUUAUGACAAGUGAAUAAGUCCAUUUUACAACACUGUUUUAUUUUAAUGUGUCAAUUAGUCAUAAAAAAUAUAAUAGUAAUAAUUAAUAAUAAUCAAUUUAGAGUUUUAAACAAUUGAUUUACACUUGGAAUCUCGCUGGUAUAGUUGGUAAUAAUUAGUGGUGAUGUAUAUUAGUUAAGUAUACUGGAUAAAUCGAGUGGCCUUGAUGCAUCACAAGUGAUGAGAAUAAAUAUAAUUGCCGUUAAUUCGGACUCAAUACCACGUUCUAUAAGGAGGUGUCGAACUUAUCGUAAUCUCGUUGGUCAAGUUUUGAACAAUUCUCCCUUGACUACGGAUCAACUAGACGACAGAAUCAUUGAAGAGCAAGAGGAAGAUAUGGAAGACGCUCCAGAUCAACCGAGUGAAUCUACGUCACAUCGUAUGAUACAGACUGAAAAAACUAAUAAUAUAAUGUGGCACAAUGAUUCGCGAGAAGAAUCAAUUGAUAAAGAAGACGAUGAUGAAGAUGAUGAUGAAGAGGAAGACCUAACUUUUGAAGGGGAUAAUAAUUUAACACGAGAAAAUAAUCAAUCUAGCCUUUUAGAUCCUCCCGAAAUAAAAGUAACAAUGGACGAUAGUCUCUUACAAAAAGCACAUGAAUAUCGUGUAAAUUUUGACGGUUUCGCUCAGAUAAAUAGAUUCAAUAGCAUUGAAGAAUUGCAUGACUUCAUAAAAAACACAAUGAAGAUUUCGGAAAAUUCAAAUAACAAUUGUAGUGAAGAUAAUUCGAAUAGACAAGAACUUUAUUUGAGUAUCCUGUUAAAUGAACGACCAGAAGACCGUUUCAAAAAAUUGUUUGACGAAAGCCGGUUGACAGUGCGUCGAUUGUUAACAAGAAACGAACAUAUUUUGCGUAAACUAUUUGCCUCCGCAAGCUUAGAAAGUUUCCCGAGUCCUCUCGCUCGGAUUGAGGAAACCGCUGAAGCCACGGAUGAAGAUGUAGUUUGUUCGGAUUUGCAGGACGAUGAAGUUGAUGAAAACAUGAAAAGAUGGUACAUGAUUGAAAUGAUUGGAUUGUGGUUGAAAAUGAUUACUGAUGUUACUAGUUAUCGUGAAGCUAUUAAAAGACGAGUGCUGAUGAACAGUUGGGGCAUUGAGGACAAUCAGUAUGAAGGUAUCGUUGUACCUUUGGAGUACAAAUGAUGUUAUAAAUGUUUGAUAAAAUUAUAUUGAAAAUAAACAUUUUAGCAAUAUUUCAAA